Menidia menidia (Atlantic silverside) is the source of this 2111-nucleotide messenger RNA. The record is from the annotation of a GenBank genome assembly. Lineage: Eukaryota; Metazoa; Chordata; Actinopteri; Atheriniformes; Atherinopsidae.
AAUUUGAUUGCUAAACAUUGAUUUAUUCUGUUUAUGUCACAUCAACGCAUUUGAUUGGCUCCGCAACCGGAAGUACAUAUCAUGUGAUUUGAGGGAUCAGCUGAUCAUCCGUAGACAUCUUUACGAGUCACGACACCAGCGAUUAAUUCAUACCUUCUCAAUUGAUAUUCUCGGGCCCGUUGACAGCUGCAACCAUGGCGCUCAGCGAUGCCGACGUUCAGAAGCAGAUCAAGCACAUGAUGGCCUUCAUCGAGCAGGAGGCCAACGAAAAGGCGGAGGAGAUUGAUGCCAAGGCGGAGGAAGAGUUCAACAUCGAGAAGGGCCGACUGGUCCAAACCCAGAGGCUGAAAAUAAUGGAGUACUAUGAGAAGAAAGAAAAGCAGAUUGAGCAACAGAAGAAAAUUCAAAUGUCAAACCUGAUGAACCAAGCUCGGCUGAAGGUACUGAAGGCCCGUGAUGAUAUGAUCUCGGAUAUGCUGAAUGAGGCCCGCCAGCGGCUCGCUAACGUGGCCAAAGACCCGGCCAAGUAUCCAGCUCUGAUGGACGGUCUGGUCUUACAGGGUUUUUAUCAGCUGCUGGAGCCCAAAGUGACAAUCCGCUGCCGUAAACAGGACGUUCAGAUGGUGCAGGCAUCCAUCCAGAGAAACGCAGCCAUAUAUAAAGAAGCGGUGAAAAGCAACAUUGAGGCCCGCAUUGACCAGGACAACUUCCUUUCCCCAGAUAUUUCUGGAGGCAUUGAGAUCUAUAACGGUACUGGGAAGAUUAAGGUGGCCAACACUCUGGAGAGCAGACUGGACCUCAUGGCUCAGCAGCAUGUUCUAGUAGGAAUACAGGACUCUGCUGUGGGAUACAAGGACAUGGUGAUCUCACGCUACCUGGCUCUGGUCACUUUUGUACCCCUUGUGUGGGUUGUGAGGGAGAAUGCCGGGAUGCCGGACCCGGCCCAAAGGGACUUGCUGAUGCGUCAGGAGGCAUCCAGGCAAACGGGAGGCCUGCUGACGCUGACAGCUGCCGAGCAGAAGCUGGACGCUUACCUCCAUCGAUUAAAAGAGCAGGAAAUGUCUGCCGCCCACUUUCCCCCCACUCUUCACUUCUUCAAGGCGAAGCCUCUCAUCCAGAAGAGCUCAAUCUUCAAACUGCUGCAGAAAAUGCCUAAAGGUAAGGAAAAUGCCCAGCAGAUGGAUGGGUUACUCAAUAGUUUAAUGCAGCACCUCACACUUUUCACUGAUGACCCGGAUGGUGAAUACCCAAACCAGGACGUGGUUUGGGAGAAGUUUGAGAAAGCUUUCAUCGCAGCUGCAGGGCUCACCACCCAUGCCCCUGUGCUGAGAGACUACUUCUAUCAGGGCCUAGAGGAACUAUACCAUGACAACAUCAUGUAUCUGGAAAUCCGCAGUGGCCUUUCAAGGGUUGGCAGGGAGAACAGUGGGAGGACUCUUUGGUACUUCAAGGAAGCUCUCUCUCUGCCAGCUGAACUGGGUGCGACUCUUCCAUAUUUCUUUCAUGCGGGGGAGACGGCAGAUGAUGAAGGCACAGAUAUAGAUCAAAAUAUUCUGGAUGCUCUUAUAUUCAACACUACUCGAAUCGGUCACGGUUAUGCUUUGGCACACCAUCCCCUUGCCAAAGAGCUCUCCAGGAGAAGAAACAUAGCCGUGGAAUUAUGCCCCAUCUCAAACCAGGUGCUAAAGCUGGUGUCAGAUCUGAGGAACCACCCUGCAGCUGUGCUGAUGUCUGAAGGCCACCCCAUGGUAAUCAGCUCUGACGAUCCUUCCUUAUUCGGCAACACAGGCCUUUCCUACGACUUUUAUGAAGCAUUUGUUGGAAUUGGAGGUCUGAAGGCAAACCUGGGAACGCUGAAAGAGCUGGCACUAAACUCCAUCAGGUAUAGUUCACUACCACCUCACCUUAAGAAUGAUGCUAUCGUCAUGUGGCAGAACAAAUGGGACGCCUUCAUCUCCAAUAAUUCAUGACUGCAAAACCUUAAUGGAUCCUGUCUGACUUGAAUGAUGUUUUAUUACCUUUGAACGAACAACAACUGCACAUUGCCAUAAGCUGAAUUUGUCCAUUAUAAAUAAUUGAUGGCCCUUGAAGUUCCAUUCCACUGAAAGCAU